AUCAUUGCGCAGAUUUUUUGUAUUAUGAAAUAACUGCGCAGCGAUACAUAACGACAUCAUUAAACGUUAUAGAAUAGGCCGCUUAGAUGAUAAAUGUGUGCUGAUAUCAAAACCUUAUAACGCGAACAGCAACAAAAAAUCUAUGCAUAAAUAUAAAUAUGAUAGAAGACCAUACUGAUAAUGAGAAACACAAUAACAAUUAAUAAAAUUAAAUACACAUUGCGCAUAAUAACUUCCUUCGUGAGGUUACUCCAAGCCAGUCAGUAUAAAAAAAAAAAAAGUUUUAGCAGAAAACUAGACGUUCCACGUGGUAGCGAUUGAGCCGCAUAGCGGCGAAUUCAUUAAACUGAUAAUGACGAGGGGACCAUCUGAAAGGGAACAAGGCGCGGUCACGAGGGCGCAAGGGAUAGAGACGGUCGGAGGAAAAUCCUCCCUAACAGUGGAGGGGAUACGAGAUGUUGGAUACAGCCUGUUGAUUCACAGCACUCGUCAGUAACAGUCGCGCCGCAUACAGAAUCGCGACAUACUAGUAGCGCGUGUCGAGUACGCGAGCAGUUUCUGAACAGGACGGAUAUUUAUUUCUUCUGUUUGUCUCAACGUUCUCUAAUCUUACAUGCAUGUCAAUACACAAACACUAAAGAGAAAAGUUGCAAUACCAACGAUCUAGAAAACAAAUUCAUCGCAUCGAAAACCUCCGAAGCGCGGAUCGCAGAUCGGACUAUUAACCAGACUAAGAGAAGCGAUCAGCGAGGAAGUCGGCUACUCGUGUUCAAGGUGUACAUGCUGAGGAGUGGAAGCCGUGCGUGCGGAAAUACUCGUGAUCGCCAUGAAACCUUGGACCAACAAAUCUCUAGGAUUAGGUGUCAUUGGACUGUUACUAGUAGUCUGUGGCACAUCUCUUUGCAUUCUCUGGCCAACGGUCUUUCAUCAGAUUCUCCAAAAAGGGUUGGCCCUCACGCCGACUUCAAAGAGUUUCGACAUAUGGAAGGACACCAGUAACAUCCCGCCGAUGUACUUGGAUAUAUAUUUCUUUAACUGGACCAACCCGCAGGAAUUUGAAGUAUCUGGAAAGAAGCCGCAUCUCGUUCAAGUUGGCCCUUACAGUUUCAGAGAGAUAAGACAAAAGGCUAAUAUCGUGUUUCAUCCUGAGAACAAAACCGUCAGUUACUUUCAACGACGAUCAUGGUACUUCGAUGCGGAGCGCAGCAACGGAAGCCUCGACGACAUCAUCAACCAUGUGAACGUCGUCGCUGUGUCGGCAGCGCACGCAACCCGCUACUGGGACUACAGUUUGCAGAAAUCGUUAUCCAUACUCCUGAGCACCACGAAAUUGUACGUCACGAAAACGGUGAACCAGUUGCUGUUCGUAGGCUAUCCCGACAACCUCCUCUCCAUGGGCAAGAUGAUGGUCUCCGAUAUUGACAUGCCGCCUUACGACCGUUUCGCCUGGUUUUAUAUGAGAAAUAAUUCCGCCGAGAUGGAUGGAUUAUUUAAUAUGGCAACUGGCGAGGACGACAUCAAACAUUUGGGGAUCUUAAGAAAAUGGAAUUAUAAGGACACAGUAAAAUAUCGUAAGAGUCCGUGCAACAUCAUCGAGGGUAGCGCGGGUGAAUUUUGGCCGCCUAACAGAAUGAAGGACGACAUCACUUUAUUCAGCGCAGACUUAUGCCGGCCGCUAGUUUAUGAAUACGAGCGGACAGUGUCACACUUGGGCAUCGAAGGUUACCGAUACAUAAUCGACAAGAAAACCCUCGGGAACGCAACGCGACGACGUUACCCGCACGAGCAAGCCAAAUUCUUCGAGCCGACCACGACGACCGAGGACUUUUUCGCGGCUGAGCACUCGAGCGAAUUCACGGGAAUCCCUACGACUACUGAGAGUUCAAGUUCCAGCUCCAGUGAGGAGUACUCGUCCGCGGACGACCUAUCCGACAACGACCCGGAUGUCAUCAAUAUGGGUCAUUGCUACUGCAACGGCGACUGCACGCCGUCGGGACUGAUAAAUAUAAGCGCGUGCCGUUUCGGCGCACCGGUCUUUGUCAGUUUACCUCACUUUUACAAGACUGAUCUCAGCCUACUCGAGCAAGUCGAAGGGCUGAACCCCAACGAUGAGGACCACAGCUUCUCCAUUACUUUAGAGCCCAUCACGGGAAUUCCCUUGGAAGUGAUAGCCAGAUUACAAAUUAAUGUACUCAUACAACCAUCAGACACUGUGUCGCUGUUCAAACACGUGCCCAAAAUCUACAUGCCGAUCUUUUGGUUCAACUUAAAAGUAGAAGUCAACAAGGAGAUGGCGUUUGAUUUAAAGCAAUUGCUAGCGCUUCCGACCGUGAUGCUGUGUACCGGCAUGAUUGUGGCAAUAGUUGGAUUAUGUUUGAUUGGCACCGUAGCGCUCUUGUAUCUUGUCAAGAAGCAACGUAUACCUCCAGUGGAGAUUUCGAUGGAGAAGACGGUUGACGAGUCACUCGAGAAGAAAUCGGAAACAGUGUACACGGACAAGAUAGCCGCCAACGAGGACGCCAAUGUCAGGAGCGAUCGCCGUUUGUACGCGAAGCUCUAUUGAGUAUUUUCUCGGGAAACCUCGUUUACGAGACUACGUAGGGGACAAGAAUGUGUAAUUGUGCGACAACUUUGAAACGUGGGGCUUCAAAGAUAUGUCUUGAAUAGAUUUUCAUGUGUCUUAGUUCGAUUGCAGCGAUCGUGUGGUUGACUGUCUCGAGAUAUAAAUCUCAGCUUGAUACAGCCAGCAUCGUGCAUGCCAUACCAUUUUCUACAUCGAGAAUUAUACACGAUUUCCAACCUAAUCUGUGCACAUAUGCACGCAUAUAAGUCGAAACUAUUAUAUAAGAACUAUUAUAUAAGAACAUUACGACUCUAUUGCUUUAACUAGGUCUUUUUUUACGUAUAAUUGUAUAACUUCUCGAUCUAUGAAAUAGUGCGGCAAACAUAACACUGGUAUAAAUAAUACAUAUAUGGUAUAGAAAGAGCAAAAAACAUUUGUGAUGAAAUUUGAAUAUUAAAACGUUGUAAUGGAUAACGUAAUUUAAAACGAUCCGGUACGUAUGCGCAUAUCAAUUCGUGAUCUAUAUUAAUAAGAAUACAAGCGUAGUUAGGUUAUUAAAAGUUAUUAAAGAGUUGUUGAAAGUUACUGUGUAAGAGAGUAAUUAUGAAAAAAACAUGAAAUUUAUAAGCAUGAUUAUGCAGGCGUAUACUGGUCGGAACAAUAAUGUAUGCAUUGGUUUCUGCGCAUGAUAAUGAUUUUCAAUUGCAUAGAAAACAAAAAAUUACGUCUUGAAUCAAUAUACAUCACUGACGAGAGAACCGUUUUCUCACAAUUUAUCUCGAGAUUUUACUCACUUUGCAGACGACGAUUGUGAUUGCUACAUUCCUACAUGACGUACGAUAAAGAAUGAUAUCGUCAUAAUAAUAUUCGGGUCGAAUAAUAUUCAAGUAUUGAUUGAAUGGUGCUCUAAGACUGACGAAAUUGAAAUAGUCGUGGCGAAACUCUAACUAUUCUCACUUGUCUGCUAGUAACUGUCACGCAUGUGCUUACAAUUAGAAUACAAUGGACUAAUCACAAAGGCAAAUCAAACUGCAGAUUUCAUGUCGAUUCGGUCGUUCUGUUGACUCAUCGUGACACCAAUGUUAGAGCUUUAACAUAUUAAUAGGUCGAUCAAGCGGCUUUCAUUGUAUUUGUAUAGGCGAGCAGAUAUCCACACUACUGACACAGCUACCGAUACCAAACCAACGAACAGACGCCAUAAAAAACGCAGUUGAAUGAAAGGAAAAGUACAAAAAACUUUAUGCGAUAAUACACUGUGCGAAAACGAAUAUAUCUUCCUACUCAAAUUUAUAAUCGCAAAGUAAACGAGAUGUGAUAUUAUUUACAGAGUUUAGAUAGAUGUGAUUGCCGAAAGAUGCGAGAGAUCGUACACAACGAAAUCCAUCGAUAUUUAAAUGUAUAGAUAUACGCGAGAAAUACGCUGUUUUCGUGUGAAAGAAUAUCUGUGGCGUGCCUUGGUAUUGUAAUUAAGUGUUAUCGUGUGGAUUCGGUGUUGUGUUCGAUAUAAGCGUUGUUGCGCACCGUAAGAAUGAUGUUGCAGUUUCUUGCUUUCUUUUCUUUUUUCACAGAGUGCGUUUGUGCGAUCGAUGUGAAAUUAAUAUGCGCGCCUCGUGAAAUUAGGGAGAAACGUCGAGCAAAGAAAAAAUUCCCGAACACAUACCUAAUCCUGGACAUCUUUAUAAUUUUGAUCUUUAAAUACGAAUAUUUGAACUUUCACGAUAUAGAAUAUGUGUAUGUAUAUUUUAAAGUUACAUAAGUAUAUAUAGUUAAAAUUUAAAUAUUCGCAUUUAGAAACCAAAAUUAGAGAUAAAAAUUACCAGGCUUAAAUAUGUAUCUGAGCAUUGAUAUUUUUAUAUUUUUUAAGUCCGUAUUAAUAGUUGUUACUAUUUGAAAAUUAUCUAGAAAAAAUAGAAUAUUUAGCUUUGAAUACAGAAUUAGAAAUGAGAGCUUUUCGCUUACUUCGCGUGCAGAUCACAGAUAUAAGUGUCGCAUACAUAUCAUAAUUCAAGUGGAAACUUGGAUCUAACUCUGAACAAAAUUCUCUCUGAGUAUCUCACUGAACGAGAAGUUUCAGGUGAUAAGUGAUACGGGUCUUAGCGAUUCCUUUCUCAUCGAUGUGUUACCGUGCGUCGAAUGUCGCGAAUUAGAAGUUCACUAUGCCAAUAUUUUCGUUACAGCAUCAUUACGGGAUAAGUCGUAUGGCAGAAUUUGUGAUACUGAGAGUUACUUUAUUUCUAUUUGUACAAAAGCAGCCAUCUACGAGUGCCAAUGACAUUUAGGCUAAGCGUUAAUACUACGAUGUAUCCGACCGAUGGGGAUAUCGCGGCAUUUCAUAUGUUACCGAUCCGAAGCAUGACCUCGCAAGCAGUGCAAUCGCGAUAUGUAAGAGUGUAUUGUAUGCUUUAAUGUCUAAAUAUAAUCAGGUAUGUUGCAUGCAGUACGGGCAUGGUUCACCGGACAAAAUCGUACGAUAUUGUAUUUGUAUUUUAAUAAAGGGUCCAUUUUUACAACACCA
Messenger RNA from Odontomachus brunneus, 5078 nucleotides. RefSeq names its product protein croquemort-like. NCBI's taxonomy places the organism in Eukaryota, Metazoa, Arthropoda, Insecta, Hymenoptera, Formicidae. Gene Ontology annotation, molecular function: scavenger receptor activity. Gene Ontology annotation, cellular component: membrane; cytoplasm. The coding region runs from base 827 to 2563 and encodes 578 amino acids. The transcript is spliced from 10 exons. The record is from RefSeq and is a predicted model, not a curated record.